This is a messenger RNA of Rhodamnia argentea, 2350 nucleotides long. Its product is annotated as cationic amino acid transporter 4, vacuolar-like. Lineage: Eukaryota; Viridiplantae; Streptophyta; Magnoliopsida; Myrtales; Myrtaceae. The record is from RefSeq and is a predicted model, not a curated record. The transcript is spliced from 14 exons. Gene Ontology annotation, biological process: amino acid transport; transmembrane transport. Gene Ontology annotation, molecular function: amino acid transmembrane transporter activity. Gene Ontology annotation, cellular component: membrane. The coding region runs from base 193 to 2091 and encodes 632 amino acids.
CUUUCUCUGUCCACUCUCUCUCUCUCUCUCUCUCUCCCUCCCUCCCCGCCAUAUCUUCAGUCCUCAGCUACAUCACCCUGCUUCCCUUUGUCCUCUCAUCCAUCGACGCGGGGCUCAUUCCAUCGGAUUUCCCCCACCGACCGCGACGGCAGAUUCCGCCCCGCGUGAUCGGAGCUCGCGUGCGCCGACGGCAUGAGGAGCUUCUGCGGGGGCAAGUGUUCGCGGACGCUGAGGAGUCUGGUGAGGAGGAAGCAGGUCGAUUCCGUCCACGCGAGGCGCGAGGGACAUCAGCUGGCCAGGCGAUUGUCGGUUCUCGACAUCAUUGCCAUCGGAGUUGGGGCGACUGUCGGAGCUGGGGUGUAUAUUCUCGUUGGGACAGUGGCUAGAGAGUACACCGGACCUGCUUUAACCAUCUCCUUCCUGAUCGCUGGAAUCGCUGCUGCGCUUUCUGCAUUCUGUUAUGCGGAGCUUGCUUGUCGAUGUCCGUCUGCUGGGAGUGCCUACCAUUAUACGUACAUAUGCAUUGGCGAGGGAGUUGCUUGGUUGAUUGGUUGGUCACUGAUCCUGGAAUACACAAUAGGCGGUUCAGCUGUUGCUCGGGGUAUCUCCCCAAAUCUGGCUGUGUUUUUCGGAGGAGAGAAUAAGUUACCCUCUUUUUUGGCUCGUCAUACUAUACCGGGGACUGGCAUUGUAGUUGAUCCUUGUGCAGCUGCCUUAGUUAUUGUUGUGACAGUGCUUCUGUGCAUAGGCAUCAAGGAGAGUUCAAUGGCGCAAACCGUCGUUACGACAAUAAAUGUCUCUGCCAUGAUUUUCAUAAUUGCAGCUGGUGGAUAUAUAGGUUUCAAAACAGGAUGGGUGGGUUAUGAACUUCCCAACGGGUACUUUCCUUAUGGGGUCACUGGAAUGCUUGGCGGGUCUGCAGUUGUAUUCUUUUCAUACAUCGGCUUUGAUUCAGUUACCAGCACAGCUGAGGAGGUGAAAAAUCCUCAACGAGAUCUGCCCAUGGGAAUAGGGAUAGCACUGUCAAUAUGUUGCAUAUUGUACAUGCUUGUGUCUGUUGUUAUUGUUGGCUUAGUACCAUACUAUGCAUUAGAUCCGGACACCCCAAUUUCCUCAGCAUUUUCUAACUAUGGAAUGCGAUAUGCAGUAUAUAUAUUAACCACUGGAGCAGUCAUGGCUCUAUGCUCAAGUUUGAUGGGUUCAAUUCUUCCUCAGCCACGAAUCUUGAUGGCAAUGGCUAGGGAUGGACUGUUGCCAUCAUUCUUUGCAGAUAUAAACAGACACACUCAAGUUCCAGUAAAUAGUACAGUGAUGACUGGUGUUCUGGCUGCAGCCCUUGCAUUCUUCAUGGAUGUCUCACAGUUGGCUGGGAUGGUUAGUGUGGGUACGCUUCUUGCUUUCACCACUGUUGCAGUUUCUGUCCUGAUUCUCAGGUAUGUUCCACCAGAUGAAGUGCCCUUUGCAUCAGGACUCCAGGAGUCGAUUGGUUCGGUAUCUUCGCAGUACAAUAAUGACCUCAAGGGAACUGCUUCGAUGGAUUUUGGAUAUUCUCUUGUCUCAUCCAAGGAGGAUGAUCAGCUGUUUGAGACAAACGAGUCUUCAAUCGAAGACGAUAUCAUGCAAAAACAAGUAACUAUAGAUGACAAUGAAGAACGAAGGCGGAAGAUUGCUUCCUGGAGUAUAGCUUUUGUGUGUGUAGGAAUUCUUAUACUAGCAUCUGCUGCUUCAGUCGAAGGCCUUUCAAGCGUUGUUCGUUUGCUGUUAUGUGGGUUGGCUGGAGUUGCUGCCUUAGGCAGUCUGGUCGUGCUGGCCUGCAUAGAACAGGAUGAUGCAAGGCAUGACUUUGGACAUGCAGGAGGUUUUCAAUGUCCGUUCGUCCCUUUCUUGCCUGUUGCCUGUAUUCUUGUCAACACCUACCUAUUAGUUAGUCUUGGGUUGGGAACAUGGUUCCGUGUCUCGAUAUGGAUGUUGAUUGGAGCUCUAGUCUACAUUUUCUAUGGCCGGAGUCACAGCUCAUUGAAAGGUGCUGUCUAUGUUCCGGUAGCCUACGCUCAUGAGAUUUAUCAAGCCUCAUCCAAUCAUCAAGCAUAGUUCCUGCAAAAAUUACUCGUGAGUCCCAUUGCAGCAGGUCAUGAAUAAUCGCCCCAUGGUUUAUUUUGAUUCACGGUACUUCAUUUGGUAAUAAUAGGGUCUCGUGGAGAGGACAAAGUGAAUUUCCUCCCUCCCUCUUUGUACAUUAGUCUUCAGGGGAACCUGAAGGUCUCGCUCUUUUGUUGUAAAGACAGUCGAAUUACACAACAUCCCUUGUAUCAAUUUUCAGCAACGCCCAAUGAAGAUAUGUUUCAUAGGA